Drosophila miranda is the source of this 2486-nucleotide messenger RNA. RefSeq lists its product as uncharacterized. The record is from RefSeq and is a predicted model, not a curated record. The transcript has 3 exons. The coding region runs from base 88 to 2073 and encodes 661 amino acids. Lineage: Eukaryota; Metazoa; Arthropoda; Insecta; Diptera; Drosophilidae.
ACAGAGACAGAGCCAGAGACAGAGCUAGAGGCAGAGCCUGAGACAGAGGCAGAGACAGAGGCAGAGCCAGAGCCAGGGACUUUAGCGAUGCCCGGAAUGGGUAGGCUCAGUGCCUUGAUCGAAUUAGUGAAUAUUGCUGAGCGACUGGACCAGAGUGAUGUGGUAAGCGAGCUCGCGAAGAGCAUCAGCGAUGAGACGGAGCCACCACUGACCAGCAUCAGUGACUGCCUGCUAGCCGACCCAUUGAGUGGCCCGUUUGGUCAAGCCACAGACAAGCUUCUCGAUCAAGUGGAUCCCCAGAGGACCGCCACUACUUUCAGAAGCAUCCUGAAAGACUUGAGGAAGCGACGACCGUCCGACCACACGGGAGGCCUCUAUGACUACUACCAGAAAAUAUUCUCCCAGGCGCUCAGCGAACAGUCUCCCGCGACCAGUGAAGGGAAUUCCCCCAUGGAGUGGAAUGAGAUGGGCUCAUGUCGCUGUGAAAAUUCAAAGCCAGCGAUGCUGGCAGCUGAUCAGGGCCAAAUGCAGGCCAAGAAACAGACCAGGCAGAGGGUCGUGGAUAAGUUAUCCGGAGCUCCGAGGAUCCGUCAGUCGAGGAUCCGUCAGCUCGUCUGGAACGAGGUGCCACUGAUCGAGCCGGGACUGAGCUCAGAGCCCCAUAAAAUGACAAAGAAAGCGCGUCUGUACAACGAAAAUAAAGGACUUAAAGCACGUCCUUCCCCUGCGGAAGAUCCUAUCCAUUUUGUAAUCAAACAGUCGUCGUUGUACGGCCUCAUCGAUGCGUACCAAAGGCAGAUGCAGAGCCUAAGGCAGAGCCUGCAUUCGAAACAUGAUUGGUGGAAGGAAGUGAUAGAUAGAGGCCUGGCACCCGGCUAUUCACCAUCCAAGCGGUACGCGAUCGCAGCUCCCGAUGACCCAGUGUCCUUCCCCGAGGAGCUAGCCAAUCAAGCUGACAUGGCCUCCGAGCCGCAGAUCGGGGGGAAUUCGAUUGACAAUAUGGCCAGUCAAAUGAAUAUGUCACCCAUGGAGCUGUUCCAGCGUAUUAUGGGUUCGAAUAUGGGUUCGAUUGUGCGUCAGGGACAGGCGGGACACCAGAUCGGCGGUGGCCAGGCAGGGAGUUUAACAUUAAAUGCAUUGCGGAAAUCGAAGCUACCACAAGAGACGUUUAUAGAGGAUCCGCAGCCACAGGAACAGCCCGCACAGGAUCCGCCGAUCCAGAGGCCAUCGAAAACCGAUUCGCGUGCACAGGAUCCAUCCAGUUUAGGGCCAGUGCUGGACAAGAUUCUGCAGCGUUUGGACACCCUGCAGGAAAGCAAAUGCAGCAACGAUACCGGCAACGAAAAGGACCUUGACGAUUUGUCCUGUUGUUUUACCGAUCCAGCAGAUGGUGCACCCUGCGACAUAAUUGGCUCCUGGGAGUCCCUUGUGCUGGGCGUGCGGAUCAACAUCCGAGCUCCUAAGAAAAGCAAGAGUGCCGAGGGAGAGAAGAAUCCAGCCUGUUAUAGCCCCAAGCUGGAUAUAUCUCGCCGAGAGUGCGUGAAGAUUAACCCAUCCCAGCCGAAGGACAGGGCUGACUCUAAGAAAGAGGAACUCAUGCCGUCCGACCAGAUGAUCAAUGUCACCGUGCAGGAGACGGUGCCGCCACGAGCCCAUGUGAUCGUCGAGAACCUGGACGACUGGGAUUUUUCGGGACACACCCUGGGCGUACUGGGGGGACCCGUCUCGCUGGCCUUCCGCAAGGUAAAGUCCAAUCUGGUGGGCAACUUUGUCGGCUAUUGUCGCACCUGCGGUUGUGUGGACACCAUAUUUGGAUCGUGGACCUUCUGUCAGCCAUCUGGAGACUGCCAGGGCAUCAUGAUGUCCCUGGUGGAUAGGCGGGAUCUCUUGAGGCGCUAUAGUCUGGCCGAGCGCAUGGAAGCCGAGUCAAUGAAUUCUCAAAAAUCCACUCCCCAGCCACAACUGCAGCAGCAAGAGAGUGUGUGCGACGAAUACGCAGAGGCUGUGCGCAGCCACAGAGGGGCCAGGCCACAGAGGAGGAGGAGUGUGAAUACACUCUUUGGUAAUAAUUAACAUGGCAUUAGCCGGCAUCUGACAGCCGACAGCCACAACAGUAGUCUCAGCCACAACAGUAGCCUCAGCCUCAGCCUCAGCCUGAGUAUUCCAAUCCAAUUCCAAUGACAUAGACGAACAUCAACUGCAUGAGAAAGCAGCUUGAGGCUUGAGGUAAGCCCCUCCUGCUGCUGCGUACGAGAAAGAGCUGCUUCUGCCCUCUGCCUUCUGUGUAUUUUCUAUCAAGCCAUGUUCGAAGCGGAUUAGGGAUUGCACAGGCUCUGAGGGGCACCCAUUGAUAUUUACAGUCUCAUUGCACCAACUGCAUGGAAAAAAAAGCUCUGUUUGCGGUUCGAUUUAAUCCGAGAAAUAGAGGCUUUUCGGAAAGUCAAAAAGUGUUGAAUAAAUUUUACGAUAAGCUCUUUUAUUUGUCC